AUGACGCCUCAUCCCUCGGGUGCGCCAGCUGUCCAAGUGACCCAGGAGACAGAGCAGCCCUUCCAGGGCGUCUUCGACGACGAAGUGAUCUGCGUGGCGUCGACUCCGACCAGCCCAGCUCGAGUGCGGGGGAACUGUGCCGACGAGGAAGGGGGUGGCUGCCGAGGGGCCUCGAGGAAGCUCCGGACGAGACGCGGGGGGCGCAGCCGGCCCAAGAGUGAGUUGGCUCUGAGCAAGCAGCGACGGAGCCGGCGCAAGAAGGCCAAUGACCGCGAGCGCAAUCGAAUGCACAACCUCAACUCGGCCCUGGAUGCGCUUCGCGGCGUCCUGCCCACCUUUCCCGACGAUGCCAAGCUUACCAAGAUCGAGACGCUCCGCUUCGCGCACAACUACAUCUGGGCGCUGACGCAGGCGCUGCGCAUAGCAGACCAUAGCCUCUACGGGCUGCAGCCUCCCACACCGCCCUGCGAGGAGCUGGGCUGCCAGGACGGCAGCUCUCCGGGAGACUGGGGCUCCCUCUACUCCCCGGUCUCCCAGGCGGGCAGCCUGAGCCCCGCCGCCUCGCUGGAGGAGCGUCACGGGCUGCAGGCACCUGCCUCUCCUGCCGGUCUGCGCCCCAGCGCCCUAGCUCUUUCAGACUUCCUAUGA
Enhydra lutris kenyoni (northern sea otter) is the source of this 648-nucleotide messenger RNA. RefSeq names its product neurogenin 3. The transcript has a single exon. Lineage: Eukaryota; Metazoa; Chordata; Mammalia; Carnivora; Mustelidae. Gene Ontology annotation, molecular function: protein dimerization activity. The coding region runs from base 1 to 648 and encodes 215 amino acids. The record is from RefSeq and is a predicted model, not a curated record.